This is a messenger RNA of Neolamprologus brichardi, 1804 nucleotides long. NCBI's taxonomy places the organism in Eukaryota, Metazoa, Chordata, Actinopteri, Cichliformes, Cichlidae. The record is from RefSeq and is a predicted model, not a curated record.
AUGGCUACACUCAGAAUUACGUCACUGUUCGGGGGCGUGCUCUGUGCAUGUGUCCUGGCUUGCAUUGCUGAAGGCGAGCUCAGCGUUUCUUCACACACACGUGACAAAAAAGUCCCAGCUGAGUCUGGAAACAACGUCACUCUGACAUGUCGAGCUCCAAACAACAAGUUCAUAGUUGUGAACUGGAGCAGAGCUGAUCUGGGAGAAGAAUAUGUGCUCUUGUACCGGGACGAGCACUUUGAUACCACCAAGCAGCAUCCAUCUUUUAAGAAGCGGGUGGCUCUGCAGGACAGACACAUGAAGGAUGGAGACGUGUCUCUGAAUCUGGAGAAUGUGACGACUGCGGAUGCUGGAACGUACGAGUGUCGCAUCUUCAUAGAAGAAACACGCUCGUGGGAAUCUAUCUGCACCUCACACCUGUUUCUGCAAGAAGAUCAACCAGGAGGACUGAGAGGGGACGGAGUCAGAAGAGGACGUCACAGCCAGAGGCGGAGGCAGACACAGACUCACAGCUGCUGUUCAUUGGCUUCGUUCGACAAGAGUCGCAAGAGAGGAAGAGGCGGAGAGAGCGGGCAAACAGCCAACUCAAACUACACCAAAAUCAUCCCAGCUCAGUCUGGACAGAACAUCACUCUGCCAUGUCGAGCGCCAAACAACAACAUCAUAGUUGUAGAGUGGAGCAGAGCUGACCUGGGAGAUGAAUAUGUCCUUUUGUAUCGAGAUGAGCAGUUUGAUCCAGAAAACCAGCAUCCAUCUUUUAAGAACCGGGUGGAUCUGCAGGACAGACAGAUGAAGGAUGGAGACGUGUCUUUGAUUCUGAAGAAUGUGACGAUUAAUGAUAGUGGAAACUAUGAGUGUCGUGUCUUCAUGAAAAGAUCAAACCGCAGGAAGAGAGCUCAUCUGAAGACUAACCCCAUCAGCAUCAUCUACCUGAGUGUUGUUGAUCCUCCAGCUCAGACAGGAGGACACACAGAGGAUGGAGGGAAGGAGGAUCCAGUCAGUACAGGACGUUCUGCUCUGGUAGCUGGUCUGUCAGUCUUUGGUGUCAUUUGUGGUGUUGUCGCUGCUUUUUUGAUCAUUUGAAAAAUGAAAAAGUCAUAUUGGUUUGAACAAAAGCCAGUCUGAAACAAAGCUUGUUGCAACACUUUUUUUGUGUUUGUUUUCUUUUUUGGCGGAAUAGUAGGGAGGAAGAUUUGAAGAAGAUGCACAAAUCUAAUUAUAAAUAAUAUGAAAGUAGCAGCAGGGCUGUGCGAUAUGACCAACAUCUGAUAUCCUGAUAUAAACAUUUCUCAUCCCGAUAAUGAUGUAUAUCACAAAAUCUUGUAUUUUCAAGAUCUCAGGCAACUCUACCUGCGUGAAGUGCUUUCAGCUGGGCAUUAUGUACCUGGAGUCGAGUGUUUUCACCGAUCUUGAAGCUACACAUUUUUAGACAUUCAAAUUCUAACAUCCGCCUUUUUCUUUGAGUAUUUAUUACAUUGCGUGCUCCGGGGAAAAGCCCGUUCUAACGUUUUAGUCUCAGGUUAUUUUUAGCACCUGAUGGCUAAAAGACCUUUUUUUUUUUUUUUUCUCCCAUCUGUAAAUUCUCCUCUUUCACAUGAUUCUUGUAGAGGUGUUAGAAGAGGUUUGUCGUGUUUGAGUCCGUGGUGGGAACUGUUUUACAGCAUAGUUUGCACAGUACAGUACAAAGGUAGCCCCUCGUUUAGGAAGCACUUGUCUUGACUGGUCCUUCUGUGUGGAGUAUUGUUUGGUAUUCUCUGUGCCAGCAGUCACGCGGUGACCUUCCCAAUGAUUAAAAAAAAAAAAA